GUUUUAAAUUAAAAAUGUUAUUCUGUGCACAACUUAUUGUAAUUAUUGCGUCAAUCGGCUCAUUUUUGCGUUAAAACGCCUCGUUUCUGCGUCAACAACGAAUGCGAAACAGAACAGCAUAAUUGGCAAAUUGAAAAAAUUAACUUAAAGAUGCCGCAGCAACGUCGAAAACUACCUUUUAGCGGCAAAAAGAAGAAGGACCAAUUGCUACAAAAGCGUAGCACAAAAGGUCAGCCCAGCAACUUGCGGCGCAGCAAUCAAGAGUCUUAUGAGGACAGCGAUGCGCCGGAGACGACCGUGGAUCGAAAGCUUAUGGAGCAGCCGCUAACGCGUGCUGGGCGAAACAAGAAUGUCAACCGUUACAAUCUCCAAUUCGUUCAAGAAAGCAAAAAGGAGAUCGAGCUAAUGAAACAGGAGGGAUUCAAGCCGUUAGAUGUGCUGACCGACGCACAAAGGGAGAUUGAUGCACGCUAUUUUGAGAAUUAUGAUUUUCCUGUGCGACCACCUUGGACAUUUGACCAGAGCAAAGAGCUAUUGGAUCGAAACGAAAAUAGGUAUUUCAAGGAGUAUGUCGACGAGGUGCUGCAAAAAAAGCAGCGUAGCAAUAGCAAAGAAAUUUCCCUCUUUGAACUAAACUUAGAGACUUGGCGUCAGCUUUGGCGUGUGCUUGAGUUCUCCGACAUUUUGCUAAUUAUUGUGGAUGUUCGAUAUGCGUCACUCAUGUUUCCACCAUCCCUUUACGACUAUAUUAUUCACACGCUGAAGAAGCAUGCGAUUGUUGUCUUUAACAAAGUGGAUCUAGUCGCACCCGAGGCUGUCGUCGCUUGGCGACACUAUUUCAACGAACACUACCCGGAGCUGCCCAUUGUGCUGUUUGCAUCGUAUGCGGUGCGCAGCCAGAAAGGUACACAGCGUGGUCGCUAUCAGCGUGCUCAUCGUCAGAGCAUGGAGGGAGUCUAUAAUAUCUUUCGCGAGUGUCAACGUUAUGUUCAAAGCGACGUAGAUCUCUCAGCAUGGGAACAAAAAAUUCGUGACGAUAUGCGCAUUGAGCAAGUGGAUGUUGACGAAGCCACGAACAAAACUCAAGUGGAAGGAGAGCUGAAAAUCAGCAAUAUCAUCGACACCACGCCACAUCAGCACGUGAAAUACAACAGCGGUAUUUUAACGGUUGGAUGCAUUGGAUUUCCAAACGUUGGAAAAUCAUCGCUUAUUAACGCCAUCAAAGGACGUAAAGUUGUCAGCGUUAGCCGUACUCCCGGCCACACCAAACAUUUCCAAACCAUAUUCUUGUUGCCGAAUGUGCGCCUUUGCGACUGUCCAGGUGUUGUAUUUCCCUCUUGCACUCCAAAGAGCUUGCAGGUUCUGCUUGGCAGUUUUCCUAUCGCACAGCUGCAAGUGCCUUAUCGUUCGCUCAAGUUGCUGGCUGAGCACAUGAAUCUGCCGCAACUUCUUCGCGUGCAUCUGCCCGAGGACUAUGACGAGUGGUCGGCUGUGGCGCUGGCGGAUGCCUGGGCGUAUAAGCGGGGUUUUCUCACCGCCAAGGCAGCACGCCCAGACCGUUAUCGUGCCGCCAAUCAUAUCUUGCGCAUGUGUCUGGCGGGACAGCAGCAAUUGGUGCUUCAGUUUUACCCACCCGGCUUUCAUGACCAACAAGAAAGCUGGCGGCAGCAUCCCGACUUCGCCGAGGUUAAUAAAUAUCAACAGGUAUAUGCCGAAGAGCCAGAUAGCGAGACUAAUGAGGACACAUCUUCCAUCUGUUCGGACACCGGCGAUAGUGAUGACGAGGACAGCUCUAACGACGAAACAAACGCGGAUGAGGAUGAAUGCGAUAACUCGGAAGCGCGGUCAAACAACGCAUUUAAGCUUCUAGAAGGUGAUUAAGUUAGCUGACAGCUAAUACUU
Messenger RNA from Drosophila novamexicana, 1902 nucleotides. RefSeq names its product guanine nucleotide-binding protein-like 1 (gene Ns4). Gene Ontology annotation, molecular function: GTPase activity; GTP binding. The coding region runs from base 151 to 1881 and encodes 576 amino acids. Lineage: Eukaryota; Metazoa; Arthropoda; Insecta; Diptera; Drosophilidae. The record is from RefSeq and is a predicted model, not a curated record. The transcript is spliced from 4 exons.